UCCUGCAGGGAGAAGCACAGUUCUCCCGGGAGAAGAAAGAACGGAGGGUCCUGACGGCGAGAAGCAAAGAAGCCCCCAUCAUCAGCCAGAAUCCGACAUGGAGAGAAGCGGAGAUGAAAGGUACACUUACGAAGACUGCAAGCGGACGGCGGACUGGCUACUGUCCCACACCAAGCUCCGGCCCAGGGUCGCCAUCAUCUGCGGCUCGGGCCUCGGAGGGUUGGCUGACCUCUUGAAGGACCAGGUGGCGUUUGAGUACGGCAAAAUUCCCAACUUCCCCGAGAGCACAGUUGUUGGCCAUGCCGGAAGGUUGGUGUUUGGGAGCCUCAGUGGAACUCCAAGCGUGGUGAUGCAAGGCCGCUUCCACAUGUACGAAGGGUACCCGCUCUGGAAGGUGACCUUCCCAGUCCGGAUCUUCCGUCUGCUCGGUGUGGAGACCCUCAUUGUCACCAACGCGGCUGGGGGGCUCAACCCCGAAUACAAAGUGGGGGACAUCAUGGUGAUCCGUGACCACAUCAACAUGCCAGGCUUUGCUGGGCAGAACCCCCUGGUGGGGCCUAAUGACGACAGGUUUGGGGUACGUUUCCCAGCCAUGUCGGACGCCUACAACGAAGACUUGAGGAAACUGGCCCACACGGUCGCGUCGGAGAUGGGCUGCUCCGGAUUGGUGCGCGAGGGAGUCUAUUGCGCCUUGGGGGGUCCCAACUACGAGACCAUCGCUGAAUGCCGCUUCCUUCAGCGCCUGGGCGCUGACGCCGUGGGCAUGAGCACCGUUCCUGAGGUGAUCGUUGCCCGCCAUUCCGGCAUGCGCGUCUUCGGCUUCUCCCUCAUCACGAACAAGGCCGUCCUCGACUACGAGAGCACGGAGAAGGCCAACCACGCCGAAGUGCUAGAGGCCAGCCGCCAGAGCGCCCGCACCCUCGAAAAACUGGUCUCCCUGAUGGUGCAGCGCAUCGAGCGCAACAACAACUUGGCCUAGCGGGGUGCCCCUGCCAAUCUCUCGCCAGCAACGUCUUGUCAAGCGGGAGACCACACCCCGCUUGCUGUCUUGUGACGGAGAAUCGUGUGCGGACCAGGCUGCCCCCCUGAAAUAUUCUUCCUUUGUCGAAUCCUGCUGCUGAGUCCUCUACUGUCAAGACGGUAGUUGGAAAUGUCGUUCCGCUGCAGUACCUUGACCGUCUCUGGCUACCCAUCGAGCGCCUCCUGUUUGCGUUUCUGAUCUCUAGCCUCUGAGACGGUGCCGGUCCAUCUUUGUGUGUUUGCGUGCGAGUCUUUCUCUUGUCUCUCUCCUCGUAUUUCAGGAUUUUGUGUAUAGCUCUUAGGUUCCCCUCCUCGUAAUCCCUGCCAGGGCGGGAAUAAGGUUGCCAGUUCCGGUUGUCUUAGAUCUUACGGGCCUCUUACUAAUUCACCUCUUUCAUGGCACUUAGCUUUUUAAAGGUCGAACUACAGAGAGCGGGCUUCUGAAACCCUGAAAGCUUCCAUUUGGCCUUUCAAAAUGGCCGCUCUCUCGCCAGCAGGUUCCUCAGGUAGAACCCAGCUAAUACUGUGCUGCUCGCUUGAUUGUGAAGGCCAGGAUUUCAGUCCCUUGGAUGUCAGGAAGCUCACUUUGCCUUGAGGCAUCCUUUGUAGGAUGUCUGGUUGAACUCGAUGGGCCUUUGGCCUGAUCCAGCAGACUCUUCUUACGCUCUUUAAGUUUGCUAGAAAAUGGCGUCUUUGUCUCCCUCAGAGAUCAGUGCUUCCCCUCAGAUCAAACAAUGGCCAUUUCUCCUUCAAGGAUAUGUCUGUGUUUGUGUGUGUGUGUGUUCAUUUAGUCCCCUUGUUCGUCUGUUUGAGACAUCUUGUUAGAUUCUAUGCCUCUCCAUAACUGUCGCUUCUUCUCGGCUUCCUCCGGAAGAGCUUUAUGGAUGGAGAUGGUAAGGAACUUUUGUUCACUCAGAACACAUUAAGGGGCAACCAGCCUUGCUUUGUCCCCAACAUAUCGGCCCCAAAGGUGGCUAAUAUUUGGACUCUAAAUAUCCAAUGAAUUACUCAGAACUUGGGUACAUCUGUGCACAAUAAACCACUAAGGCCUCAAUCUCACAAAGAGCAGCAGAUUGGGGUAGCAAGCUUUUGUUUGGAUCCGUUUUUAAUGGCAGAUGCGCAGCUGACAUGACAAAAUGCCCCCCCCAUGAGUAAACAAUCCCUGCAUGUGGAAAGCUAGCUCAUCAUGGAGCUAGCUGGCCUAGAAUCCUGACCUGCUAGUUUUCUAUAUGCAACAAUAUUUUUUAUUAGUUUGCAUUCAGCGACGGAAGCCUGAAACAGCUUUGCCACCUCUACCCCUUUGUGACAAAGUACUCCCAAGGUCCUGCCGUCUCUGUGCCCAUCUUCAGCCUUUUUUAAACAAAAAUAUUAUUAAGUGAAGGGGGUUGGUUUUAUGUUGCCACCCCUCUAGGAACCAACAUGAUAUCUGCUUCUCUGUCAACUCUUUUUUUUUUUGGUGGGGGGGCCUCCAAAACCCAACAAGCUUUCCCAUCUGGAUUACCACUGGAAGUGGCCAGUGGUAGUAUGGGAAUGGAUGAUCGAUUUCCUGCCAAGACCCAUGGGAUUGACUCAUGGAUAUUUCCCCCAAAAGUCAUCAUUCUGCGGUGGAGAACGCGGUUGGACCAUUGCAACCCUGGUGCAAGCGAUGGGGUUCCGAGGCCACUCUCCGAACGUUGGACAUCUUGGCCUUUGAGACAAACCAGCUUCUAGAGGGUGACAAUGUGACACACACACACACACGUUCUUUUGGUGCUGGGAUCAAGGAUCCUCCUGUUCGCUGGAAGCCUCCAUGCUGAGGAAUCCGAGUACUUGUGAAUGUAUACUGUAGCCCCAUCGCAAGUCUGAAUUUGGCUGCAUUCAGAGCUUUGCUUGUGCCUUGCCACACAGAUUUGCGGCGCCUUGGUGUUGGAGAAGGCGAUCCCUUUAUCUCUCCCUUCAUGUUCCAGGCUGGAGUGCUCCCGUUUCGGGCCUGCUGUUUUUCACAUCUCCGUGACACCAGAGCAGUUUUUAAAUUGGAGCGGAUGACUAGAGGGCCUCAGAGUGGUUUGUGAGGGGUGUGUGUGAGCGAACCAACAAACAAAGGCUUGGUGCUAACACCACUGAGGGCAAAAUAAAUCACUUACUCUCCCCACCCCUGCCAAGACUUGCCCAGGGCCCUUUUGGCAAUAGCUUUACUGUCUUGGCGCAGUAGUGAACCCCCCUAGCUGCUGUUUCUGGUUUGAGAGAGAGUUGUUUCCGUAGCAGGCGCAUAGCUGCCAAGUUAUCCCUUUUUUAAAGGGAUUUCCCCUUAUGCUGAAUAGGCUUCCUCGCGAGAAAAGGGAAAACUUGGCAGCUAUGAGCAGGCGUCAAUUGCUUUCCUGUGUUGCUUGCACCAGCCUGGUGUGCUCCAGAUGUUUUGGACUACAACUCCCAUCAUCCCCGGCCAGCACCCAGGCUGAUGGGAUUUGUAGUUGGCAAAAGUUAACUUGCACGCCCGGUGUGGGGAAUCUGUGGGCCUUCAGAUGCUCUUGGACUACAACUCCCAUCAUCCCUGACCAUUCCAACUAGGGCUGUGGGGGGGGGGGAGGAGCUGGAGACUGACAACAUCUGGAGAGCCAUAGGUUCCCCAUAUGCCUGGCUUUGGUAGGCAUUACCCAACACCACAGAAUUUUCGCAGCAUGGAGCUUAAAACCUUUCAUCCAGUUUGGAUGACUUGCCGGGCCUCACUUUGUCCUGUCCAUUAUUUCCAGUGGGUCUACUCUGAGGAGGACUAACGCCAGAUCCCAACCCUCCCAUCUCACGUCAAAUUCCUGUUUUAAGGCCCAGAUGAAAAGUUGCCCACAGUCCUGCAGAGCAGAAGUCAGCACAGACGAGCUUUUUAUAUCUUGCAUCUCUGCAUGUGGGCUGCUUUAAAUGUUGGUUUCACUGGCCCUCUCCAAUCCUGGAUGGGCUUGAUUUCCACAUAAAGCGAUACAUGAACUCAGGUACAGCUGCUGUCCUGCUUUGCCGACUGCGCUCAAUACUUCCUCCCUGGUUUCUGCUUGAAAGGCCUCUUCCUCGUCUCUCUAUUUUUAAUUAUUUUAUUUUAUUAGCAAUAUCAGUCACGGACCAGAUAACUGCCCCCCUAAACCCUGUUGAUGCUUGAUGAGGCAAAGAGGAACUCUGGUAUGAAGGACACAAUGAUUUAUAUCCGUUCAGCGGCUCUGAAGGAUUGGAAAUGAUAUAUAAAUAUAUCUAUAUAUUUUUGUAGAGCAUUCUGCACUUUCUUUGUUUUAUUUAAAUGAAUGAAUGGGCCUCCCUGUUUUAAUUAUUAAAACGUGAGUAAAUAAUAAAAGCUGGAAUGAACAGA
Messenger RNA from Zootoca vivipara (common lizard), 4348 nucleotides. It is a transcript of the gene PNP, whose product is annotated as purine nucleoside phosphorylase. Gene Ontology annotation, cellular component: cytoplasm. Gene Ontology annotation, biological process: nucleoside metabolic process. Lineage: Eukaryota; Metazoa; Chordata; Lepidosauria; Squamata; Lacertidae. The record is from RefSeq and is a predicted model, not a curated record. Gene Ontology annotation, molecular function: purine-nucleoside phosphorylase activity.